AUCAGGUGGGUGUCAGAACUUGCCUCUAAGAGGAAGUGACGCCCAAGAGGAAGUGAAAAGGAGAGACUUGUCCCUUGGUGCAUCAGUCCGGUAGUCCCUUUUCCCUCCCGUUUCCUCUGCUCAGACCGCUUCGCGUACAGGUUUGUGCCAGGCCGGAUCAGGCAAUGGCAAACCGUACAGUAAAGGACGCGCACAGCAUCCAUGGCACUAAUCCUCAAUACCUGGUGGAGAAGAUCAUCCGCACUCGCAUCUAUGAGUCCAAGUAUUGGAAGGAGGAGUGUUUUGGCCUCACAGCUGAACUGGUUGUGGAUAAAGCUAUGGAACUGAGAUACACUGGUGGAGUUUAUGGAGGAAAUAUCAAGCCUACACCGUUCUUAUGUUUGACUCUAAAGAUGCUGCAGAUACAGCCUGAAAAAGACAUAAUUGUUGAAUUUAUAAAGAAUGAAGAUUUCAAGUAUGUACGGUUGCUGGGUGCAUUGUAUAUGAGACUGACUGGCAGUGCCAUAGACUGCUACAAAUAUCUUGAACCUUUGUAUAAUGAUUAUCGAAAAAUAAAAAGCCAGAAUAGAAAUGGGGAGUUUGAACUAAUGCACGUAGAUGAGUUCAUUGAUCAACUGCUCCAUGACGAACGUGUUUGUGAUAUCAUUUUACCUAGACUACAGAAACGGUAUGUCCUAGAAGAAGCUGAACAACUGGAACCACGUAUUAGUGCUUUGGAAGAAGAUAUGGAUGAUGUGGAGACUAGCGAGGAUGAGGAAGAGGAAGAUGAAAAGAUGGAGAGAGUUCCCUCACCUGAUCACAGGAGAAGAAGCUACAGGGAUCUAGAUAAACCUCGCAGAUCUCCAGCUCUGCGUUACAGAAGAAGCCGAAGCAGAUCUCCUAGAAGGCGAAGCCGAUCCCCAAAGAGGAGAAGUCCGUCACCACGUCGGGAAAGGCAUCGCAGCAAGAGCCCAAGGCGACACCGAAGUAGAUCUAGGGAAAGACGCCACAGAACAAGAUCUAAAUCUCCAGGGCAUCAUCGUAGUCACAGACAUCGCAGCCAUUCCAAGUCCCCAGAAAGAUCUAAAAAGAGCCAUAAGAAGAAUCGUCGGGGAAAUGAAUGACCCUAAGCAGUUCAAGAAUCUGAGCCACUUUCUUUUGUAGAUAUGAUGCACCAGGAUCAGUAGAAGCUGCUUAGACAGCUCAUAAUUUUUUUGUCCUCAGUUUCUUGGACAGCAUAGUAUUUCAUAACUUUGUUUAAUUUGAAGAAAUGUUUAUUCAGUGGAUGUUCUGUUCAUAUCUGCUGCAAAAGCAGUGUUGUGCAAAAAGGAAUAUGGUUUAAAAUUCUUUUGAAUUUGUACAUACCCAGCACAAGAGCAAGAUAAAGAAUUGUCUGAAUUCAUUGCAAAACCUAUUAAAGUCUUGCCUAUUUGGUAUUUGUAUAAUAAUUUUGGAGCUGACUUUUGUGUAAAUGAUAAUUUUUACAAAGCCAACAGGCUGUCCAAAAAUGUGCAUAAGUCUGUAGGGAAUCAUUUUUUAAGUGUGGGGCAGGCAGAAAAAGUAUUGUAAUUUCUUUAUUAAAAUUCUUUGCUAAAUAA
Molecule: messenger RNA, 1577 nt
Organism: Rhineura floridana
Lineage: Eukaryota; Metazoa; Chordata; Lepidosauria; Squamata; Rhineuridae
Gene: PRPF38A
Product: pre-mRNA processing factor 38A
Exons: 10
Coding region: 165-1103 (312 amino acids)
Cellular component (GO): precatalytic spliceosome
Source: RefSeq, a predicted model, not a curated record